Messenger RNA from Hippocampus zosterae (dwarf seahorse), 1218 nucleotides. It is a transcript of the gene sh3bgrl2, whose product is annotated as SH3 domain binding glutamate-rich protein like 2. Bases 541 to 864 code for a protein of 107 amino acids. The record is from RefSeq and is a predicted model, not a curated record. The transcript is spliced from 4 exons. Gene Ontology annotation, cellular component: cytoplasm. Lineage: Eukaryota; Metazoa; Chordata; Actinopteri; Syngnathiformes; Syngnathidae.
AUGUUUUGUUUAAGCUUAAAUAUUUUCUUUCUUCGGUUUUAUUAGUCUAGAUCAAAUACAAUGAAGACCAAGGCUAUUAAUUGCGAAAAAAGCCGAGAAUAAAGGCCAUUCAUCAAAAUAAACCCCAACUUUGAGGCUGUUAAUGCCAGUAAAGUCUGAAAAUAAAACUUCAAAAUAGAAAAGGAUGUGUCGGAUUUCGUCGGCUUGAAAUGUAAAUGAAGCCUAACCCAGUAUUUAAGAGAGAGCGUUUGCUUUUCUGUAGCUAAUAUUUUAAUCGUCGGCGCGUUAAAAGGAGGAAAUGGAAGAACAUGACUCUGUCGAUUUUAAUUUGAAAAGUAACGCCGGAAGCGUAGCGUUCAAUAUCACUAGCCUGUCAAUCCAAGCGUGACUACGAGCGUAGUUUAAACGAAGGCGUCGUCUUCUCUGUCAUGUAAUAAAACACACUUCGUGGUGCGCGUUUAUCGCUUCCUUCGCUGCUUUUGAGCGAGAGCGUCGGUUCAACUUGCUCUCCCCUCGGCGAGCUCCUCAUGUGCGCUUAAAAUGGUCCUCAUCAAGGUUUACGUCGCCUCCUCAAGUGGAUCUGUGGCGGUGAAAAAGCAGCAGCAGGCGGUGGUGGGCUUCCUGGAGGCCAACGGAAUCCGCUUCCAGCAAGUGGACAUCGCCAUGCUGGAGGAGCAGCGGCUUUGGAUGUACCGCCACAUCCCUGGCGAUAAGCGGCCGCCCGACGGCAACCCGCUGCCGCCGCAGAUCUUCAAUGACGACGUCUACUGCGGGGACUACGAGGACUUCUUCCGGUCCAAAGAGAACAACGCCGUCUUUGCCUUCCUGGGCCUCGCCUCUCAAACCUCUGGCAAAGAGUCUUAGAGGGCGGGAGCGAACAGCAAGGCGCAAGCUCCUCCUGUGUCGUGUCUCCUUUCCGCCGACGCCAACCGUGGGACUCCCUCCAAAUCCUCAUGUAGGCUGUGAUCAAAGAGACUUUUGGACCCCAAUGAGGGGAGCGUUGACAAUCGUGAAAUUGUUUGGCACCGCCUUUGCUCACCACUUGAGGGGCUUUCCAAUACAAGUAGCUCAACACGCUGAGCAAAUCCACCCACGUUGCCUGGACUUUUCUACUCACGUUGUUACUUUAGCAAUUCGGCAUCUUGAUGUCAAUCUGCCACCGUGCAAAAUAUUAAAGUCUGUACGUUGACUCCAUCCAAUUCAAAACGAUGUCUCAUA